Molecule: messenger RNA, 1335 nt
Organism: Pseudonaja textilis
Lineage: Eukaryota; Metazoa; Chordata; Lepidosauria; Squamata; Elapidae
Source: RefSeq, a predicted model, not a curated record
UUCAAGCAGAGUUCUAAGCUUGUGAGACACCAGAGAACUCACACAGGAGAAAAACCAUAUCAGUGCCCGGAUUGUGGGAAAUGUUUCAGUCAGAGUUCCUGCCUGGUGAAACACAAGAGGACUCACACUGGGGAGAAACCCUUUGCAUGUCCUGUUUGUGGGAAAAGUUUCAGUCGAAAUUACAUCCUCGUGGAACACCAGACGACACACGCAGGAGAGAAACCGUAUAAAUGUCCUGUUUGUGGGAAAAGUUUCCAGCAGAAUUCUAAGCUUGUGAUACACCAGAGGAUUCACACGGGGGAGAAACCAUAUGAGUGUCCAGAUUGUGGGAAAGAUUUCAGUGUCAGGUCUAGCCUUAUAAAUCAUGUAAGGUUACACACAGGGGAGAAACCAUUCAAGUGUUCAGAUUGUGGGAAGUGUUUUGCACAAAAUUCCUCUCUUAUCGUACACAAGAAAGUACAUCUGAAGCAAAAUUUGGUGUGUGUAGAGGAAUCUUGAAUUUCAUUUCUCUUCAGUCUUUGGAAGCCCAGUUGAGAAAUUAACCAUUUAGUUUCUAGUUUUAUUAUUUUUAGUCAAACAUAUUUUGGUACCAAACAUGAUGGAGGAGAUCUGAGCUUCCUUUCUGUUGAGUUGUUUGGUUGUUCCUUUUCACAGUGUCCGGAGGAAUUGUUAUGCUGGGCCAGAGAAAAGGUGCUUAGAUCUCUGUUAGGUAUAUUUGCCACUUUUGAGUUAUUUCUACAUCUAAUUAAGGUGGGAUAUAGAUGUGUAUGUAUGUGUGUAUGUGUUUUUAUUAAGAAAUUGUGUAUGGCAACCCAAUGCAAUGUGACUUCAGAGAGCUUACAGCAAUAAAAUAGAGAAAGCAAUCAACAUAUAUAGCAAAUAGCAAAAUUCAAAGCCUUGACAUUUGGCAUACUCCCACACCAUUGGAUUCCCCACCAGACUGAGAAGGGCCCAGGUGUCUUUCCUCCUACACAGCCCUUCCUCUUGAUGGCAAACUCAGAGGUGCAAGCAGAGGGUGAGUUGUGGUCCUAAGCUGCCAGCCUUUCCUUGGCCUCUUCAGCUGCAAUUAGAAAAGAUCUGAAUCUGCAGUAAUGCCUUGAACGCCUCUGCCAGGAAAUCCUCUCAUGAUUUUAUUAUGCAUAGAAAACUGCUGUUGAAGGUAUAAAGUCUGCCAGGGUGCCAACUCACCCAAAAGGGGGAAAUUACACUUCCAGCUCUCUCUUGAGCCUGGAAAAGAAUAUCAGUGGUUCUCGGGUUGCAACAGCAAUUACUGCUAGUGUUGUCAACCCUGAAACAUUUUGGAAAUGGGUUUUUUUUGUAAUUUUUUUCUAUUUU